AUGGGGAACAGACAUUUGAAAGCAAAAUCAAUUUCUAACAAGAUCGCUCCGAGUGAGCAGAUACAGAUAGCAAAUAUUCAUGAUAAAUCAUAUUCUUCAUCACUUUCUGAAUCACUAGAAUUUACUCAUCUAUUAUCUAUGGGAAGUAAUGAUAAAGGUCAACUUGGACGAAACUUGUUUAAAGAAGAUGAUACUGAAACUUAUCCGAUAGGACCAGUUCUUGAACUCUACCAUAAAGAAACACCAAAAUCCAUCGAAGAUGAAUACGAGAGAUUAGAAAUGGAUUCAAGAAUUCUCAGAGAUAUCAAACAUGUAGCCGCCGGCAGAUCUCAUCUCUUGCUGGUGACCAAUUCCAAUAAGAUUUAUGCGAUGGGCUUCAAUAACUAUUCACAAUUGGGAUUCAAGGAGGAAGAACAAUACAUUCCCAGAUUGAGACCUGUUGAGCUACCAGAAAAAGUUUCAUCAGUGGAUGGAGUUGCUGCUGGUUGGUUUCACUCAAUUAUUCUAUGUGAUGGUGGAAAGAUUUUCAGUAGUGGACAUUCGUUCUUUGGUCAGACUUUUGAUGUCAAGAUGGGUUCAUCAUUUCAGAGGUCGAAUAAGAUGAAAUUUCUGGAGAGGGAUAAUUGUAAAGUGAAUAGUGUGCAUACAGCAACAUUUUCAUCGAGUUUGCUUGUGGAUGGUUGGAAGAUUUAUGCAUGUGGAGAAAUGGAUGCCAAUUCGAAUUCGUCUAAUUAUUUGGUGCCUGGAUGUGACAUUUUCAAACAAAAGGAAUCAAUUAAGAGUGUGAAACAUGCUGAUAAGGGAAUUGUUGUGCUAACGCAUAAGGGAAAUGUCUAUAUGGCCAAUAAGGAUAGAGGUUUCCAUGAAAUAGUUCAGAAUGUUUACAGUUUCGUACCAUCUCACAUGUAUGAAACAACUUAUUUCUUGAAGAAUAAUUCAAAUAUCUUGACAGAGUGUAAUUUGGGACCAUUCUCUGUUCGAUCCAAUAUUGACAUUGGACGAUUUGUACAGAAAUAUGGACUCGAAAAUAUUCAAAUAUGUGCAGGAUAUUGUUUCUACUAUUUGGUUGUAAAUAAGAAAAGAGUUUACUCAAUUAAUGGAACAGAACUCAAAGAAAUACUAAACCUCGAAGGAGUUUCCACCAGUGUCCUCAUUAAGGAAGUCGUUUCGACCUCAGACUGUACUUAUGUUGUAUUCGAAAGAUGUAUUUCCACAGCCAGUGAAAAGCUAAUGAAAACAAGACUCUUGAAAAAUCAAAAGCAUGCAGAUCUCCUCAUUACCACCCAAACCACUCAACUGGAUUGAGUUUUCCAUCAACUUCUUCUCCGAUUCCUUCCGAGCUCCAAAUAAAACUCCAACUCCGAAUCUCGACUGAUUCAUAUUCCAUUCCAAUUACCUUCCCAUUAAUUAUCUUUGCUUAUUCCAUUUUUCAAUUCCAAAUUAUUAAAUAUCACUUUUAAUUUU
Messenger RNA from Naegleria gruberi, 1464 nucleotides. RefSeq lists its product as uncharacterized. Lineage: Eukaryota; Heterolobosea; Eutetramitea; Acrasida; Naegleriidae. The transcript has a single exon. Bases 1 to 1305 code for a protein of 434 amino acids. The record is from RefSeq and is a predicted model, not a curated record.